Molecule: messenger RNA, 561 nt
Organism: Penicilliopsis zonata CBS 506.65
Lineage: Eukaryota; Fungi; Ascomycota; Eurotiomycetes; Eurotiales; Aspergillaceae
Exons: 2
Coding region: 1-561 (186 amino acids)
Source: RefSeq, a predicted model, not a curated record
AUGGAAACCUUUCCCCGCAGCACGCUGCUCGAACCCGCGCAAUCGCUCUGCAACGCGUUCGCCUCGUCGGCGUCGCUGCCCACGCUGCUAUCGCAUUUCACCUCGAACCCGCUCCCCGUCGUGCACGAGCACGGGCUCAAGGGCCUCGCCCCGUUUCUCGGACGGAGUUUCACAGGAAUAGACGGGGUAGCGCGGUACUUUGAGCUGAUCGGACAACUGCUCGAGAUCCAAGACAUCCGCUUCGACGCUCUAGACGACUGGGUGGUUGAUCCGGGCUCCUUGGUGGUCAUGUUACGCGGGUACGCGAGGUUCAAGUGGCGGGAGACAGGACAGACGUGGGAUGAAACGGUGUGUUAUCGGAUCGGCCUUGCUGAGGAAAUCCUUAAAGUACAGGAGUAUCGCGUGUGGGCGGAUACCGGGGCGGCCUAUCUGGCUCGGGUGGGGAGAUUGGAGGAGGUGCAGGAGAAGGAGGCCCAGACGAGGAAGGAGAUCGAUAGACGGAAGAGCGGGUGUGGGGAUGUAAUUGGGGGGGGGUUGAAGUAUUACGGGGGAUGCAAAUAG